Hydractinia symbiolongicarpus is the source of this 1216-nucleotide messenger RNA. Its product is annotated as DNA replication complex GINS protein PSF2-like. The record is from RefSeq and is a predicted model, not a curated record. Gene Ontology annotation, biological process: DNA replication; double-strand break repair via break-induced replication. NCBI's taxonomy places the organism in Eukaryota, Metazoa, Cnidaria, Hydrozoa, Anthoathecata, Hydractiniidae. The coding region runs from base 158 to 757 and encodes 199 amino acids. Gene Ontology annotation, cellular component: nucleus; GINS complex. The transcript has 7 exons.
CGUGUCAUUUAGUUCAAGAGGAAAAGCGGGAAGGACAAGGCUUGUACUUUUUGGCUGAUAACGCAAAGCAAACACAAAAAAAAACUACCAAAUUUUAUUUUAAUUGUCAUUGGGAAACAUAUGGAAGGAAGUCACAAAAAUUAUAUGUGUAAAGACCAUGAAGAAUCAACCGUAUUUAACUCCUGCUGAAAUUGAGUUUUUGGCUGAACAAGAAUGUGUCACAAUAGUACCAAAUUUUAAGGAAAAAAAAUUGUUCUUUUUGACGGGAGACUUUGGUCCAUUUAGCCCAGGCUUGCCAGUUGAUGUACCUGUAUGGUUGGCUGUGAAUUUGAAGCAAAGAAGGAAGUGCAAAAUUCAUCCGCCAAGUUGGCUGGAUGUGGAUGCUUUGCAAGAAACUAAAGAAUCGGAGAACAAUUCUGACAUUUUCACCAAACCUCCAUCAAUGCAUUAUAUGGAAAUUGCGUCUAUGCUAAUUCGAUGGUAUGCGUUGACAUGGUUUUCUGGAUUUUUUGCUCCAGAAGAUAUUCCAAAAGCAGAUGAAGUCAGGACACUGAUCAAAGAUAUCUGGGAUGUCAGAAUGGCAAAACUGCGACGGGAUGUUGAUCAAAUGGUGAUCAGACAGGAACCUCAUGCUGAAAUCGACAAUUUAACAGUGAUGGAAAUGAACCAAGUGAGAACUUUAUUGCUACCCGCAUUGAAUCAGAUGCAUAAUAUGAGGUGCUACGUCACGCAGUUACCAGCACCUUCAAACACGUAACUAGCAUUGUUGGAAGUUGAAACCAUAUCUAGCGAAUUUUUCACUUCGCGGUGUUAAUUUUACGGUGUGGAUAUUGUGUGGUUCCGACGUUGUCGUUGUAAGUGACAGAAACUUGUAGUAGUGAUGGUAUGGGUCAUUUUAUACCAUAUGGACAAUAUAUUUAAGGAGAACAUAAAAACUGGUAAAAACUGCCCGAUAACCUUUUUUUUAUACCUUAAUACAGGAAUGAAUUUUUGCGAAUUUCGCGACUGUUUUGUAAUGCGCGAAAAUUGUUUCCGCAAAAAUUAUUUAAAAAUUCACGAAAAUUAAUUCUCGCUCUACCAACUGCGCUAUCGAUCUUCAUUUAUCGAUCUUCAUAUUUUAAAUUUCACAUAUUGACUUUUGACUGAAAAUUUGUAAAAGAAUUAUGAUUUAAAUUGUAGUAAAUGACAUACAUUGAAAGGAAAUGAUAGUUCUUCA